GAGAAGCAUUUGCGGCAGGUGUACUUCAACGCCCUGCCUCUGAAAACCGUCACACUUUUCCCUCUCAGGGACUGUUUAGCACAAGUAGGAUUUAGCUUCUGGGAGUUUUGAGGCAAUGGGGAACGAAAGCUCGAGGCUGAGGGGGCAGCGGGAGGACGCUUCGUUGAAGCCGUCGCGCUUUUCCCGGUUCCGCCGGCGCUUCAGGUCUAACGGUCACCGGCCGGUCUCCGAUCCGCUUCUCUUGACGAACCUCACCCCCGAGGAUUUCGUUGGAGUCGCCCGCAUCGAAAUCAUCAGCGCACAAAUGAAGUUUAGGGAUCGGUGGAUUGCUUGCUUGUCUAUUGGCGAGCGGACGUACCGGACGGAAGUUUCCGAUCAAACUGAUGAACCUGUGUGGAAAUCAGAAAAGAAAGUUAUUUUGGAGAGGGGUGGACCCCAUAUUGCACGGAUAUCUGUGUUUGAGACCAAUAAAUUGUCGAGGAACAAUCUUGUUGGCUACUGUGAGAUUAAUCUCUUGGAAGCUCUCAGCUUGGGAACCGAGAAAAACCUUACAGUACUCAGCUUGUUUGAUCCUUCAUCACCCAGUAGUGUAGUUGGCCAUUUGUCUAUUUCGUGCUAUAUGGAGGAUCCAAUUGAAAUUGAGAAAAGCUUUGCACGUCGUGUUUUAGCUUUGGUGGACUACAAUGAAGAUGGAAAGCUUACGUAUGAUGAGUUUAGCACCUUAGUCAAAGUAUUCGGCAAUCAAGUAGCGGCAUCCAAGAAAGAAGAGCUAUUCAAGUUGGCAGACAAUAAUGGAGAUGGUGUUGUGGAUAUGGAUGAAUUGGCAACUCUUCUGGCUGUUGAACAAGAGGAAGACUCACUAAUCAGCAAUUGCCCUGUAUGUGGCGAAGCUCUUGGAAAAUAUGAUAGAAUGAAUGAUAUCAUUCACUUGACUUUAUGCUUUGAUGAGGGAACUGGAAAUCAGAUCAUGACUGGGGGCUUUCUGACAGAUACGCAGGCUUCUUAUGGGUGGAUGUUUAAACUAAGUGAAUGGGCUCAUUACUCGUCCUAUGGUGUUGGUCUGAAAUCUGGAUCUAGUGCCUCACAUAUUUUGGUGUUUGAUCGAAGGACAAGAAGGCUAGUGGAAGAAAUUAUAGAUGAAAAGAUUAUUUUAUCAAUGAGAGCUAUAUAUCAAUCAAAAGUUGGACUGAAACUCAUAGACAAAGGGGCUAAAGAUCUUCUGCAGAAUUUAUCUGAAAAGCAAGGAAGGCGGAUGAAUUCAGCUGAAUCUGCAAAGGAAAUACCCAAGUUUAUUGAAUUUUUCAAGGAUCAAAUUAAUAUUGAUGAGAUCAAGAAUCACAUCGACUCUUUCAAGACAUUUAAUGAAUUCUUUAUAAGAGAGCUAAAGCCUGGAGCAAGACCGAUUGCUUAUGAGGAAAAUGAUGACAUUGCCGUUUGUGCAGCUGACUGCCGUCUCAUGGCAUUUAAAUCAGUAGUAGACAGCUUAAGACUCUGGAUUAAGGGUCGCAAAUUUUCAGUUCAAGGACUCUUAGGCGCUGAAUUAAGCUCUGAUAACUUUAUUGAAGGUUCAUUGGUGAUAUUUAGACUUGCUCCACAGGAUUACCAUCGUUUCCAUGUUCCAGUUUCUGGAGUUAUUGAGUCUUUGGUGGAAAUUCCAGGAUCUUUGUAUACGGUGAAUCCUAUUGCAGUGAACAGUAAAUACUGCAACGUGUUCACUGAAAAUAAACGAGUUGUUUCUGUCAUUUCGACAUCUAAAUUUGGAAAGGUAGCAUUUAUUGCGAUUGGAGCUACAAUGGUAGGAAGCAUCACUUUCCUAAAGAGAAAGGAUGAUUAUGUCCGCAAAGGAGAUGAGUUUGGAUACUUCUCAUUUGGAGGAAGCACUGUAAUAUGCAUGUUUGAAAAGGAUUCCAUAGAGUUAGAUAAGGAUCUUAUUGCAAAUAGUGAAAGAUCUCUGGAGACUUUAGUCUAUGUUGGCAUGACACUGGGAGUAGCCAAAAGCAAGCAAUCGUCAUAAGAAAUACCAAAUCCACGCGGUAUUUAGCUUGAAGGGCGACUUACUGAAUUUUUUGUCCUGUAUACUGUAUAGAUGGAAUCUCCUAUAAGCUGCUUCUUCUUCUCUUAAAACUCAUUUCAGUAAAAUUACGUUGCUUCCAUGUUGUAAUCAAGAUGUUCCAUCUGUACCCCCGCAUAGCUGAUUAUGCAACAACUCUUUAGUUUCAUACAAUUUUUUUUUUUAAUUUUUAUUCAGAUUAUUAAACAGAAAAUUGUCAGUACAAUAGUGUUUUGUGUUGAAGAAAAUUAUUUUUGAAUUUGAAUUUGUCAAAAUUUGAACAUCAUUAUUAG
This is a messenger RNA of Phalaenopsis equestris, 2343 nucleotides long. RefSeq names its product phosphatidylserine decarboxylase proenzyme 3-like. Gene Ontology annotation, molecular function: phosphatidylserine decarboxylase activity; calcium ion binding. Bases 116 to 2014 code for a protein of 632 amino acids. The record is from RefSeq and is a predicted model, not a curated record. Lineage: Eukaryota; Viridiplantae; Streptophyta; Magnoliopsida; Asparagales; Orchidaceae. The transcript is spliced from 21 exons. Gene Ontology annotation, biological process: phospholipid biosynthetic process.